GGGGGAUAUAGUUCGAUAUGAGAACACCGAAUACGACACGUCAAGAAAGUCAAUGACACCAGCAUCUUUCAAACUAUGCUAAAAUCAAGAUCUGAUUACGACGUCCUUGCCUAGAAAGCAAGGCCACGAAUUUCGGAAGAUUGUAUGCAGUGAGACAUCUCUGUUUUCACUAUGCCAUUCCUAGACGUUUGUGCUAGGUGUUAGAUUUACUGCUUCGCAAACAGUGACAAGAUAUCUCAAGCAGGAUCAAUAAUAGGUAUCAAAUUGCCCUCAACACCUUUUGCAUAGACAAAAACAUGGCUCCAUUUGACAAGACGAAGUCAUAUGCUUCGCAGGAAGAAACAUUUUUCGAUGACGGUAGAGAAGAAGAACUUGUCGAGUUUGUGCGAAAUCAUCACGAUCGAUCUAAGAUUCAAGGUUCGCCAGCAAACGUCCUCCAAGCUAUCGAUGAGUAUGGACGAACGAAGAGGUAUCUUAUGAAUGUAGGAGAGGAUAAAGGAGCUAUUGUCACCAAGAUAAUCAGUGAAAGAAAGCCUCAUAUAAUGGUUGAGCUCGGAGGGUAUUGUGGAUAUUCCACAAUACUUUUUGGGUCUGCAGUACGGGCUUCCGGGGGAGCGAAGUAUUAUUCAUUGGAGAGAAGUCCAAAGUUCGCAAAAGUUAUCACUGCACUCGUGGAAUUUGCUGGUCUCGAAGAAUUUGUUGAAGUGAUCGUUGGUCCAAGUAACGAGGGAAUUCAAAAACUACAUUCUCGUGGAUUGAAGACCAUUGAUAUGAUGUUCCUAGAUCACUAUAAGCCAGCAUACACGACUGACUUGAAGUUAUGUGAACAGUUGGGCCUGAUCAAAAAAGGAACAGUUCUUGCUGCCGACAAUGUUAUUAGUCCAGGAAACCCUCCAUACCUAGAAUAUGUGCGAAGCAGUGUUGAGGACAAACUCCAGAAGCUGGAGCUGGAGGGGAAGCUGGAUACUGAUGGGUUUGCGAAACGAUCUGCCACUCAAUAUGGUGGGGUUGAGGCUCUAGCCACUGGGAUAAAAGGCAAUCCCAAACUCAUAUACGACAGCCAAUUGAUCAACAGCUUCGAGCCUACCGGAGAGCCAGAUGGAGUAGAAAUAACUCGAUGUGUGGGAGAAGUUGGGGGUAGUCAGUCUUAGAUUUCAACGCCUGUCUGGAAUCUGAAUCUUUUGCCAAUUUGAUCAGGUCUUCAGCGGGGAUCAUUCAAGACUGGAAGUCUUCUUGUGGAUCCUCCCGUUUCCAUUAUAAAGUAUGCGGUGGGGCGCGAGACACCAAUGUGCCAAAACGCGGUUCCUGUUGCUUCUCGCCACUCCACUCAGCAAUAACUUUGCGACAAUGAGUAAGGAUGAUAAGAUGCCUAGGAACAGCUUUCAUGCGAAGUCCAUUUGAAUAUUGAUACCGUUUAACUUUAUCAUGAACUGCAAUAAAAUAGAAAGGUGUACUGUGGAUUGUAUCCCGUAGAUGGAUUGAACUAUUAAGUCGUGAAGUUGAGGUCGAAUUAAGGUACA
This is a messenger RNA of Botrytis cinerea B05.10, 1520 nucleotides long. RefSeq lists its product as hypothetical. Gene Ontology annotation, molecular function: O-methyltransferase activity. The record is from RefSeq and is a predicted model, not a curated record. The transcript has 3 exons. The coding region runs from base 297 to 1151 and encodes 284 amino acids. Lineage: Eukaryota; Fungi; Ascomycota; Leotiomycetes; Helotiales; Sclerotiniaceae.